AUGGAGUUCAUGCAAAUCCCAAGAAGCCAGAACAUGGGGGCAGACGAAGUCUCGAAGCUAGCAUCAUCAAGAAAAAAGGAGAGUAGCAUGGAUUUGACGAUGGAGAUCCGGAAACACCCCAACAUCGAAGAGGUCUCGACAUUUGCCAUCCAGAGCGCAAACAGCUGGAUGACGCCCAUAAUGUCCUUCCUCCAGGACAGACACCUCCCUCAGAACACAAAAGAAGCUAAGAAGGUUAGGAAGAGGGCAGCCAGGUUCACGAUCCUUAAUGACACCUUAUAUAAGAGAGGCUUCUCCAUGCCUUAUUUGAAGUGUGUCGACGAAGAAGAAGCUAGAUACAUACUGGAAGAAAUCCAUGGAGGAGUUUGUGGCAACCACGUUGGUCCCAGAUCACUGGUGAAUAAGGUGAUAUGGACAGGAUAUUUCUGGCCAACUAUGCAGGUGGACGCUGUUGAAAUCGUCAAGAAGUGCGACAAGUGCCAAUGA
This is a messenger RNA of Quercus robur (English oak), 486 nucleotides long. RefSeq lists its product as uncharacterized. The record is from RefSeq and is a predicted model, not a curated record. Bases 1 to 486 code for a protein of 161 amino acids. The transcript has a single exon. NCBI's taxonomy places the organism in Eukaryota, Viridiplantae, Streptophyta, Magnoliopsida, Fagales, Fagaceae.